Molecule: messenger RNA, 3741 nt
Organism: Megalops cyprinoides (Indo-Pacific tarpon)
Lineage: Eukaryota; Metazoa; Chordata; Actinopteri; Elopiformes; Megalopidae
Gene: smpd1
Product: sphingomyelin phosphodiesterase 1
Exons: 6
Coding region: 709-2511 (600 amino acids)
Biological process (GO): sphingomyelin catabolic process; ceramide biosynthetic process
Cellular component (GO): lysosome
Molecular function (GO): acid sphingomyelin phosphodiesterase activity
Source: RefSeq, a predicted model, not a curated record
GCUGCUGUGUUUGAUAGAAGGGUACUAACUUGACGGACUGUCUGUUUGCACUUUGCUUAGCGGUUUCUUUUACUGCAUAUAACUUACUGUCUAUCCUCUCGCGGGCCAGUAUUUUUCUACAUACAUAUGCGUCUCCAAAAUAUGCAAUCCAGGGCAAUUUAUGGGAACAGGAAACUGCCUUCAUGUUAACUGACUAGUAGCGACUAACCCACUACUGAACUGUGACGCGCUAAAUAAGAGGAAGCCUCUGCACAUUUGAACUAUGAAAAGUACGACGGGGAAAUAGCCUUUAGAGUGAAGAUAAACGGAAUGCAUUUGAGGUUUUGUCACAGUUGUUAGUUUUCAUCGGCGGCUAUCCAACACCGAAACAUUUGUUUGUGUGCUGACGACGUCGCUGAAUUGCUAGCUAGCUAUCCGGCUUACCAGCUAACGAGCCUUGUACGUUUCAAUCAAGGCUAAUUCGACAGCUAACGUUAGGUGUAUGGCACAUUAGUUUACCUUGGCUAACGCGUGGAAAACGGGACCCACUGGGUCUGUGGUUAGCUAUAGCCAACUUCUCUACAUCUUUCUCAGGGAGAGGACACACUGAUUCUAGCAGCUAGCUAAGUUAGAAGUUCGCUAACUGGCUAACGUUAAUUGACAGCCAUUGCGUGUUCCCAGCUGAGUCACCUUGCUAGCUACCAGCUAGAGGUAUCCAAAUACAAUAUAAUGAAUCCGUCGGCGCGGUGCACACUUUGGUUUUUGAGUCUCGGGUUUAUUUUGAUUUCAUCGCCGUUUGGAAGGACGCAUCCAGUUCUAGAUGGAGAAAGAGGGGCCCAUGUAAAGUUUGUGGAAGUGCUGCCCAAAUUGCAAUUUGAAUUCGGGUGGCGAAACCUUACCUGCCCGCUGUGCAAAGUCGUGUUUACCAUCGUCGAUGUGGCUCUUUUGAGCGAGUCAAAUGAGGAACGUGUAGCGUGGGCUGUGGGGGAGGCGUGCGUGAGGCUGCGGCUGGCCGAGGAGCACGUCUGCCGAGAGAUCACGGAGCUGUUCCGGGACGACGUCAUCCGCGCCCUCCAGGAGUCCUACCUGUGGCCCACGGAGGCCUGCGCCCUGCUCUUUGGGCCUGACUGUGGCCAUUUUGAUAUCUACGCCCCCUGGAACAUCACGUUGCCGAAGGCGCCCAAGCCCCCUGUUGUCCCACCCUCCCCUCCUCCGCCGGGCUCCCCCCAGAGCCGAGUGCUGUUCCUCACCGAUGUGCACUGGGACAAGGAGUACGCUGAAGGCAGCAGCGCCGACUGCAAGGAGCCCCUCUGCUGCCGGAACGGGUCCGGACACCCCGUGUGGUACCACAGGGGCGCGGGGCACUGGGGAACCUACAGCAAGUGCGACCUGCCCCUGCACACGGUGGAGAACCUGCUCCAGAACCUGGCCAAGGCUGGGCCUUGGGACUGGGCCUACUGGACAGGGGACAUCCCAGCCCACAACGUGUGGGCCCAGACGCGAGACCAGCAGCUCUUCGAGCUCGUCGAGAUCACCAGGCUCAUUCAGAAGCACCUGGGCCCAAAUGUAACAGUAUACCCAGCAGUUGGUAACCAUGAGAGCACCCCUGUCAACAGCUUCCCUCCGCCCUUUGUUCAUGGAAACCGCUCCUCCAGCUGGCUUUAUGACAAAAUGGCAGAGGUGUGGGCCCCCUGGCUGCCACCGCAGGCACUGCAGACUCUCAGAUUGGCCGGCUUCUACACAGUGCAAGUCCAGCCAGGGCUCAGGUUGGUCUCCCUCAACAUGAACUUCUGUGCCCGGGAGAACUUCUGGCUGAUGGUCAACUCCACAGACCCAGCUGACCAGCUUCAGUGGCUCAUUGGCAUCCUGCAGGAUGCAGAGAACAAAGGGGAUAAGGUACACAUCAUUGGGCACAUCCCUCCUGGGCUUUGCCUGAAGAGCUGGAGCUGGAACUACUACCACAUUAUCAACAGGUAUGAGAGCACAGUAACAGGGCAGUUUUUUGGACACACUCACGUGGAUGAGUUCCAGAUGUUUUAUGAUGAGGAGACCCUCACCCGCCCACUGGGUGUAGCCUUCAUUGCUCCAAGUGUUACUACCUUCAUAAACCUCAAUCCAGGUUACCGCGUGUACUACGUUGAUGGAAACUAUCCUGGCAGCUCCAGACUGGUUCUGGACCAUGAGACCUACAUUCUCAAUCUGACAGAGGCUAACAAUGGCAGUCUGGGCCAUGACCCCAGCCCAAACUGGACCCUGCUGUAUCAGGCCACCGAGGCCUAUGGCUUGCGCAGCCUUUUCCCUGAAGACUGGGACAGGCUGAUCAGGACCCUCGUAAGCGAUGACCGUGUGUUCCAGCGGUUCUGGUACCUGUACCACAAAGGCCACGUCUCUGAGCCAUGCAAGGACACCUGCAAGUCCACCCUCAUCUGCUUUCUCCGAAGCGGUCGCUACGACGACCCCCGGCAAUGUGAACACCUUGGUGUGAGCAGCAGGGACAUGAUGCGGUCUGUGAGAAAAAAGGCUCUGUGUUGAACUGGUCAUGUCUGGGCAAAGCUCAAGAAGUCUCCAAUGCCCUCUGAGUCCAAUGGGGAAAAAAAAACCAUGGAUUGUAAGGUUAUGGAACUCAAGUGUGCAAGACUCCAUUUAUCCAAAAAUGAUUUGAGUUUUAAAAUUAAAUAUCUUGAGAAGAUGAUACCUCACCCUAUUACCAGCCCCACAACGCACAAGAUUUUCUUUGUUUUGGUGGGGCCGUUCGAUUGCCUGCAUCGUAAGAUAUUGAGAAGCUAACACUGAAUUUACCUUCAGGUCUAAGGAUUGUCAUUAUUAUGAUGCUGAUGUGGCAAGGCUAUGUCUGUUCUUCCUUCUGCAAAAUGCAUGAGAGUUGUAGAGGUUUUACUUGCAAGAGGUGAGAUGACGUAUGAAUGUAGCUAAGCUGAAGGCAAAUUGCUUUUAAGUUUGAGUGUCAUGUUGUCACAAAGCAGUUUUCCUAUUCUGUGUAUGCCAGUCCAAUUAAUGGCCAUAUGAAUGAUUUGAUAGUGGGAUACAUGUGAAAGUAUUUGAAAUUGUGUCUGGGACCGGUAAUAUGGGCAAGGAGUAUUGAGUUUGGGUGUUAAGAUGGUUAUUGCCUUAUAUGACUGUGAUGCAUAGGUGCUGUAGUCUGCAAAUAUAACUAUCCUAACAGGUGAGCAAGUGGGUAGGGAUGCCUGCACCUCAUAAUUUGCCCCUUGGAUUAAAACCAUAUGUAAUAAGUUGGCUUGUGCACUCUAGCCAAUCUGUUAAAGGUGUUGGCCUCGUGAAAGAAGGAAUUGGUUGUUAAAUAUGGCUGUCUUGGCGACAUUUUUUGCGGUUAAACAUCGUCACAUCUAAUGACCAUUAACAUCUAGACUGACUAUUUGGGCUCUAAAACUCAUUAUUUUACAUUAUUCUGCAGUGGGGUAAAAAAAAAACAUUUCCUUAUGGCAUUCAGAUAAUACCAGUUAGGAGCAGACCUUUGUUAUGCUAGUACCAUCCCCCUUGACGUGAGAGGGAAAUUCAUCAUUUCAGGUUAUUAGAAUCUUUCAUUUGCACAGUUUUCCCUCUCAUCUUUUCUUUGAUAGGUUUGUGUUACAUGAGUAGUUACACCACAUCUCAACGCCAAAGGUAAAACUCAAAGUAACUCAAAUGUUUAGCAUUUCUGUACUCACUUGCUUCUGUCAGUCACAUGAGGGAGAAAUUGCUUCUUUGCCAUAGCUACCUAAUGCUUUCUUAAAUGUUGAUCACAAG